Messenger RNA from Coprinopsis cinerea okayama7#130, 1308 nucleotides. Its product is annotated as sterol 24-C-methyltransferase. The record is from RefSeq and is a predicted model, not a curated record. The coding region runs from base 63 to 1112 and encodes 349 amino acids. The transcript is spliced from 5 exons. Gene Ontology annotation, biological process: ergosterol biosynthetic process. Gene Ontology annotation, molecular function: sterol 24-C-methyltransferase activity. NCBI's taxonomy places the organism in Eukaryota, Fungi, Basidiomycota, Agaricomycetes, Agaricales, Psathyrellaceae. Gene Ontology annotation, cellular component: endoplasmic reticulum.
AGGCAGGAAGGAGUUGGAUAACUGUAUAGUUCCAUCCUGCAGCCAUUCCGAACCUCCCUACUAUGUCUGCGAACACUAUUGCUCUCAAAGACGGCCGCGUCCAGAACCGUGUUGAGAACUACACCAAGUUCUGGAAGAAGGAUCUCAAGACUGAAGGACAGUCGGACAACGACGCCCGCCUGGACAAGUACACCGACGUCGUUAACGGCUACUACGAUGGUGCGACGCAGCUCUACGAGUACGGCUGGUCCCAGUCGUUCCACUUCUCCCGGUUCUACAAAGGCGAAGCCUUCGCCGCGUCUCUUGCCCGACACGAACACUACCUCGCAGCCCAGAUGAAGCUCCGACCUGGUAUGCGCGUCCUCGACGUGGGUUGUGGAAUUGGCGGCCCUGCGAGGGAGAUCGCCCAAUUCUCCGACGUCGAGAUCGUGGGUCUUAACAAUAACGAGUUCCAAGUCCAGCGUGCUAGAAGGUAUACCAAGCAAGCUGGUCUAGAGGGGAAUGUUACCUUUGUCACUGGGGACUUUAUGAAGCUUGUGGAGCAGUUUGGAGCGGAUUCCUUCGAUGCUGUGUACGCCAUCGAGGCGACCGUUCACGCGCCUAGCUGGGAAGGUGUCUACGGAGAAAUAUUCAAAGUUUUGAAGCCUGGCGGUGUCUUCGGCGUCUACGAAUGGUGUAUGACCGACGAGUGGGACCCAUCUAUCCCCUCGCACAAAGAGCUCGCCCACCGCAUCGAGCUAGGCAACGGUAUCCCCGAAAUGCGGCCUCUCCGGCAAGCACGACGUGCCCUUCAAGACGUUGGAUUCAAGAUCGAACACGAGGAAGAUCUCGCAGCUCGACCCGACCCCGUUCCCUGGUACUAUCCCCUCGAAGGUGACUUCUCCAAAGCGCAGACUGCCUGGGACUAUUUGACGGUUUGGAGGACUAGUUGGAGCGGACAACUGGUGACGCACAAUGUGCUGAGGGCCAUGGAGUGGAUCGGUCUCGUGCCGAAGGGGACGCAUGAUGUGGGCGAGUCGCUGAGGCUUGCUGCAGCCGCUUUGGUGGAGGCGGGACAGGCUAAGUCGCAAGCCAAGGAACUGAACGCCAUGGGAUUCGAGGACGUCUAUUGAUCCGGUAGUUUGUGCUGUGUGCUGUCCAGGACCCCAUCCUCCAUCCAUGUGUGUAGAGCCGUGGUAGUGCUGAACUAUGCUCUGUAUUUCACUUCUAACAGCCGCAGGUGACGUCGUUGUGACGCGCCACAUAGCCGACAGAUCCGCAUGUAAGCACUGUUAAGCGCCCAUAGCCCUGGGGUUGUUCUCCCCCGCC